CAACCAACUUCCAUUUUCUGCAACUCCCUCUAUUACCGUGAAAAAGAAGAAAAUCUAUUUCAUUAAACAACUUGUUCUACUCUGUGCUUUAACCCUUUAUAUGUUUCCUUACCAGGUUUCAACCAUGGAGUUUCCAAAUCAAGAAGCGGAAAGCUCUUCGCAUAGAAAAAUAGGAAGAGGCAAAAUUGAGAUCAAGCGGAUCGAAAACACCACAAAUCGACAGGUCACCUUCUGUAAACGCCGCAACGGAUUGCUCAAGAAAGCCUAUGAGUUGUCUGUCUUGUGUGAUGCUGAGAUUGCUCUCAUCGUCUUCUCCACCCGCGGUCGUCUCUAUGAGUAUGCCAACCACAGUGUCAGAGGAACGAUAGAAAGGUACAAGAAAGCAUGUUCGGAUGCCUCAAACCCGGUAUCAGUUACUGAAGCUAAUACUCAGUUUUAUCAGAAAGAAGCCUCAAAACUAAGGAGACAAAUUCGUGAUAUUCAGAACAUGAACAGGCAUAUUCUGGGUGAGGCUCUUAGUUCUUUGUCAGUUAAGGAUCUCAAGAACUUGGAGGGAAGAUUGGAGAAAGGAAUCAGCAGAAUUAGAUCAAAAAAGAACGAAUUAUUAUCCACUGAGAUCGAGUACAUGCAAAAGAGGGAAAUUGAGCUGCAGAAUGAUAACAUGUACCUGCGAGCAAAGAUAGCUGAGAAUGAGAGGAUUCAACAGGAGCAACAGGAGCAGCAGUCAAACAUGUUGCAAGGCUCAGUAUAUGAGCCUGUGCCUUCACAACACUAUAAUCGAAACUUCCUCCCUAUUAACCAAUACUCCAAUGAAGACCAGAUUGCUCUCCAACUUGUAUGAACUACAAGAAGGCCAGCUGCCAGUAUUCUGUGUGCCCAGAAAUAUGGUUUAUCAACAGGGAUAACUAGUUUGUUUUAAGUUUCCAAGAAAAUGGAGGUUACUGACUUGGUUUUCAGUACACAAGACUCCUUUUAACUGUGUUAAUUAGUUGCAAGCAUGCCGUUUGGAUAUAUAUAAAUCACAAAAACCAACCAUGAACUAAUCUGUGCUGCCUUCUUAUUAGAUGUUUGUCAUCAAACAUAUGCAUUUAUAUAUAUAUAUCCCUUUCUAUUGUGUAAUUUGGCAACUUUGGGUGUCUCCUAGCAAGUAUCCCUAAUACAUAUGUCUGUACUAC
This is a messenger RNA of Rubroshorea leprosula, 1175 nucleotides long. The record is from the annotation of a GenBank genome assembly. Lineage: Eukaryota; Viridiplantae; Streptophyta; Magnoliopsida; Malvales; Dipterocarpaceae.